Messenger RNA from Cinara cedri, 173 nucleotides. The record is from the annotation of a GenBank genome assembly. NCBI's taxonomy places the organism in Eukaryota, Metazoa, Arthropoda, Insecta, Hemiptera, Aphididae.
AUGCUCAAGAUUAUAUGGAGCGACAGAGUAACAAACGAAAAGGUUUUGAGAAUAACUGAAGAAAAAGGAAAAAUUUCGAAAAUCAUAAUUAAAAGAAGGGAUAAUAUGAUAAGACAUCCACUGCGCCAUGAUGGUUUGCCGAAGCUGAUGAUUGAAGGAUGGCAAAACUGGAA